AUGGACGAAGAAGCUGAUCUCGCUUUGCUGGAUCAACAUCUGCUCAAGACGAAUCUACUCUCUCAGCGAAUGACCAAUAUACUUGGUCAGUUGGAUAACAGAUUAUCGAGAUUAGACAAAACAAUAGCCCCCCUGGGAUUACAACCUCUCACAAGGAAAGAUGCCAACAUCGAAGCGAUCUUGUUACAUCUUGAAGGUGGUAAUAAACCUUCCAAUUCUAAUUCCAAUGGUAAAACCUCAUCAAAUGGACCAAUUCGACCCGCACGAUCAAUACCUAUCCCAUCCCCAUCAUCGAUAACGACAUCUAAUAUCGUCACGCCUACUUCAGCCAAUAUACCCGGUCCUAUACCCAUAUCGACCAAGACGUCUUCAGCAGCCACGUCGCCCGUCGCAGGUUACGCAUUGGGUAAUCCAAUAAUAACCAAUCUCAAAUCCAGUGCUAAACAAUUGUCUCCUAUACAAUCAGCUGCUCCUUCCACUUCUGCCUCUCCUGCAGAUGAGACUGCCCUUCUCACUCGGGGUCCAGAUAUCAUGGCUUUGGGAGAAUACUUUACUGCUCUGGAUGGCGUGAUACUGGAUCUAGAGAGGAUGUAUAAGGGUUUGAUGGAAGGCAGAGGAGGAGCGAGGGAAGCUGGUGUAAAGGACUUGAGUAAUCUAGUCGAGAUUGGAUUCUCGGGGAUGACACAGCUGUUCAUCAAAAUAUCGAAAGAUGGGAUGGGCAAAGUCGUAGACGCCGAAACGUUGUUGAGCAAUGGUCCACCAACACCACCGAAUUACUUCUCACCGCUAUCAACCCUACAUCCCUUGAUCAACAAAAUCACGUCUACUCUUUACCCUCCUUCGAACGCAUCUACACCCAAAACCUUAUCGAUUAUCCAACCGAUAUGGGACCAGACGAUAAAUACAUUCGCCGAGAUGAGAGGUGAAUGGAUGUGUAGGUGUUUGAAUGGGCUGAUAAACAAGGUCGAAGAAGCGGAUGAAGGUGGGAUAUGGGCUGAUGGAAGGGGUAAGGAGAAGGUCAAAGGGUUGGUAGGAUUAUGGGAGGGCUUGUUGAGUCUUGUUGAGGCUGAAACCCUUCUUAUCACCACACUCUUCCCUACUCAUCCUCCUUCGACACUCCUUCUCCGCACACUCUCAUCACCCAUCGAAAUCUUGCUCAAAAUCCUUCAACCCACCAUCAAUUCAAUCAAGAAAUCAUUAUCGUCCCAGACGUUCAUCGCCCUACACUUGUACACGUCAUUAUCGUCAAUCCAACAAACAUGGGAAAACAUAUUAACGAAAUGUCUAAAUAUGACGCAAACCUCUUUAUCUACUAUGGAUGUUAAAGAGGUGUUAACAGUAUUGAAUCAACCGGUAUCGACAUUAAGAUCAUUGUGUUUAAGAUCUUUCCCCGAAUUCUUAGUGGAUAUACGAACGACCCGUAUCGAUUCUGCUCUGACUUCGUCAAUAGCUGAUAUAACGUAUUCGACGUUGAGUUAUUUAGAACAAUUACAAUUACCGGAGUUCGAAAAGACAGUUGAAGGUUUGUUGGGCAAGUCGCAUUCUGAAAGAAGUUGGUUAAUGGGUCAGAAGGAUGCGCCGUCGCCUGCUAGAAAUGCUGGUGAGGAAGGUGGUACGGUCAACUUGUUUGUUGCCGAUGUCCUUGGUACCCUCCUCAUACACCUCGAUGCGAGAUCAAGGACGAUGCGUAAACCGAUAGGUCAAGCUUUCUUACUGAAUAAUCUGUCGCAUAUACGGAAUACCACGUCCUCCUUCCAUUCUGAUAUUAUAGGACCAGGGGCAGAAGAUAUGUUGAAUAAGGCAUUUAGAGAUGCUAAGAGCCAAUACUUAUCAGAAUUCCAUUCGCUUGUAAAUCUCCUAACGACUACCCACUCCACACCGCGAUUCGGUGUACCAGUUCCUCAAGGAGAGAGACAUCAUUUGAAAGAAUCUGCUAGUCAAUUCUUUGAUAGAUUAUCUGAACUUGAAUCGGUCAUUCUGCAAUAUCCCUUAAACAGGCAGGAUCCAGAUAUGAGGGAUAGGAUCGCUAGGGAGGUGGAAAAUAUCGUUAGAGGCGGGUAUGAGGUGUUUUGGGGGAGAUGUGCUGGUAAAGGUAUCGAAAAGUAUCUACGAGGAUCACCGGAUGAUAUCACUCGAAGAGUUCAGGCUAUGUUUAGGUAG
Messenger RNA from Kwoniella botswanensis, 2160 nucleotides. RefSeq lists its product as uncharacterized. The transcript is spliced from 11 exons. Gene Ontology annotation, cellular component: exocyst. The record is from RefSeq and is a predicted model, not a curated record. Lineage: Eukaryota; Fungi; Basidiomycota; Tremellomycetes; Tremellales; Cryptococcaceae. Gene Ontology annotation, molecular function: phosphatidylinositol-4,5-bisphosphate binding. Gene Ontology annotation, biological process: exocytosis. Bases 1 to 2160 code for a protein of 719 amino acids.